This is a messenger RNA of Orcinus orca (killer whale), 2853 nucleotides long. RefSeq names its product nuclear receptor interacting protein 2 (gene NRIP2). The transcript has 4 exons. NCBI's taxonomy places the organism in Eukaryota, Metazoa, Chordata, Mammalia, Artiodactyla, Delphinidae. Gene Ontology annotation, molecular function: aspartic-type endopeptidase activity. Gene Ontology annotation, biological process: proteolysis. The record is from RefSeq and is a predicted model, not a curated record. Bases 241 to 1023 code for a protein of 260 amino acids.
GCGCCCCCUCUCCUCCAGGGCUGGGUUUUUCCAGCCGGAGCCCCGCUCCCUCUACUGCAAGCUCUGGAAAUUGGUGUCUGACGUCGCCACUCCUGCACGUUAUUUAUUUACUUCCUCUUUUCUUCCCUCCGCUGAGGCCCUCCGGUUGGGAGAGCUGCAGGCAGAAAGCUGCCGGGUGGAGGAAGCAGAGAGGACGGUGGGCAAGACCGCUCAGGAGCCCCCGGCCUGCCCGCGGGGGUCAUGAGCGUCCGGCCGGACGCCCCGAGGGAGGAGGGAGAUGCCGGGGACAGGGGACAGGAGGCAGAGCUGCGGGGCCGAGCCAGCAGCCGGCAGCGCCAGCACAGACAGGCCACCCGGUUCCUGCACAAGGACUCGGCCGACCUGCUCCCCCUGGACGGCCUCAAGAGGCUCGGCACCUCCAAAGACUGGCAACCGCACAACGUGAUCCAGAGGCGUCUGGUGGAGGGGAACCCGAGCCGGCCUCAGGGGGAGCAUCCCUUGGUGCUGGCCGCGAUCCACGGCCAGGAGACCAGGAGGAAGACCAGCAAGACAGAGAGGCCAGCUCUUCUGGUCAACUGCAAGUGCCAGGACCAGGUUCUUCAGGUGGCCGUGGACACGGGCACCCACUACAAUCAGAUCUCCGCUGGAUGCCUCAGCCGCCUGGGGUUAGGGAAGAGGGUCCUAAAAGCCCCAUCUGGGGACCUGGCGCCUGGGCCCCCAGCCCAGGUGGAGCAGCUGGAACUACAGCUGGGCCAGGCAACCGUGGCGUGCUCGGCCCAGGUGGUAGGUAAGUCCCCUCUCCGUCAGCAUCCCCGCGUCUCUGCUCUUGCAGCUCUCCCUCCUGGGCGGGGCGAAGGCAGAGCCUGUCAGCUCCUGCCAGCACAGACAAGGUACCCCCAAAGAUGCUCUGAUUAUCCCCAAGGUUCUCUGGCCUCGGGUGGUGGGGGGAGCAGAGAAGGGGCGAGUGCUGACAGGAGGACAGCAGCAUUCUCAAACGGUUCCCGCAGAUGUGGAGAGUCCUGAACUCUGCCUUGGCCUGCAGACUCUGCUCUCUCUCAAGGUAAGGAGGAUGCUCGUGCUGACACCCACACCCAGGGCCUGACCCCGAGGGCUGGGAAAAAGAAGUAGGGGGCACGGGUGUGGAAGCAUGGGCCAGGCUCCGAUGAGACGGACUUGGAGAUGUGGAAUUUCACCCUCGAUGCUUAGAGGUUCCUUAUUUGUGAAAAAUAUGGAGAACUGGGUCCCUCCAUGAUAGCGGUCCAGGUGAAUGGAAACAGGGAGGAGAAAAGAGCAGGGUGCUGUGGGAAGGCGGAGGGGAACAAAGCAGCGCGGCUGGGAGAGGGGUUACCUGCCCAGGUGAGCUCACCGUCCCCCAACCCCACAGUGCUGCAUUGACCUGGAGCAUCGCGUGCUGCGGCUGAAAGCCCCCCUCCCUGAGCUGCCCUUCCUGCCUUUGCACCAAGAGCCGGACCAGUGACCGCUGCCCCAGAUGGUCCCCAGGGGAAAGCUCCUUGCCUGAAGGGAAGAGCCAUGGGGGGAUGGGGCAUGACUAGAGCCAGGUAGCUGGGACAGCUGGGUCUGUCCCUCUUGUCACCACCCUGGCCCCUUUCCCAUUUCCCAGUCGGCCACACUCCUCUGCUUCUCAGCACCUGCCCCAUCCCGCAGGAGGAAUGUUCCCUGGAGAGGGCCCGCGAUCUCAGGGUUCUGGUUUCCCCGUCCUCUCUCAUCCCCGCCGUCCCAAGAAGAGCGGAGCUAAGUCAGGACUGCAGAAAAGGACAUCAGCAGAGCAGGGUCCUGGCUGGGCCCCUGGCACAGCAUGGGGUGGCCCGAGUCCAAGGCUACAGCCUGCUGCUGGCCCCUGACUCCUGUCCACCCCGCACACCGUCGAGGCCUUGACUCCGCGUGGCUCGCCUCACAACUAGCCUGUCCCCCUCCCCGGCCCUGCUGUGUCCACUUCUCUGAUCUGCGCACAGCUGAGCGGGAGAGAAAUGGUCACCACGACAGUAGAGGAAUGCCUAGCCCAUGAGGGCCGGGGGUUCCUUCAUCGGCUGCCUCUUCUGGGGCUGCAAACGUCUGAAGCCAGUUAUUAGUUGAUGCCCUGCGCAAACCUUGGGUAAACCUCUACUAUUUACUCCAGAUACGUACCCUCCACCUGCUUCCUCACCCACUGGGCAUGUGUGGAGAGCCCUGUGGGGAAUGGCCCCCCAAGGCAGACAGGAAUGGUGACGUUGCCAGGUCCCAGACUUAACCUGACCAAUAUUCCUUAUUUCUAGAACUUUCCACUUCAUUAGACCUUCUUCCCACCCCUCAUCUCUGGCCUCCUGAGCUUGAGCUGGUUUUUUCUGGCAUCAGUGGCUACCCAACCCCCCCACCCUGGCCCUGAGUCCAGCAAAGACACAAGGAGGCUUUGCUACCUUCCCUGUGAAGAGCCCAAACCUCAAAGGGCCAGGCCCCCGGGUGCCUCUCUGGCUGGUUUGAGUCUCUCAUAUGUUGGAUUAGGGGAGAGGAAGACAGUGGUGUAACUAACCCGACCAGGGGACUAGGACACUCAGCUCGGAGUCAAAACCCUGACCCUGGAGUAGAUUAGAUCUGAGCAGAACCAGGAUCUGCCGUGAGCCCUGGCCAUACCUUUCUCAGCUGAGUCCUCUGCACCCAGAGGAGAGGAGAGGGGCUCACUGGCACAGGUGUGAGAGUGCGCUGGCCCCUCUGGCCCUGCUCCUCGACCCCUGCUCUCCCGGGCCUCUCCCUGUCCCCCUCCCUUCUGCCUCCUUUGCUUCUGCAAUUGCAGACCCAGGCCCAAGGAGGCCCUCAGCUCAGUGGCUUCCCCAUUUGAAUAAACACCUGUUUGUCCUA